AGCAAUUUAAAUAAUGGUAACGUCUAAAUUGAUCCGUAUCGGUCAAGACACAAAGCCCGGAGCUCUUUAAAAAAAUUUUGAUCGCAAAAAAAAAGGUGUAUAGGCAUGAAAAUGAUGGAGUUUGUUCGAAGAAGGGUUUGAUUGGGUGUAUCUGGAGUCAUGGAGGAAGAGUUUGAUCCAUUGUCGUUAUUCAGUCCUAAUGAGGUUAAGAUUGAUGAUGUUAAUGACUUAGUGUAUGAAUAUCCUACUACUUCUGAAGAGACUAUACCGUCAAGUACCAAUGAUGAAGAAGUACAAUCAAACGAUGAUGAUGAUGAAGAACAACCAUUGCAUAUUUUAGAUUUGCCAGCAUUAAUACGAAAACCACCAUAUGAAGUUCUAAUCACUAUUUUAAAGUUAUUUGGUCCUGAAGAAGUAUUAAAUUUUGGUCCUGGUUCAACCCAACCAGAUCAAUCUAGUCCAGAAGAUAUAUUUCUUCAGAAGUCCAUCAAUCAAGAUAUUAUCCAAAAAGCAUUACCAUGGUUUAACUUACACUGUCCUCGAUUCAACACUGAAUUGAAGUUAUCAUCUAUUCCAAACCUAAGCAUCUCCUUAAAACAAGAUAAGGACUAUAAUGCCUACCUCACAAGAAUUAUUUCGAAUGAUUUACAUUGGAUAACAGAUGAUGAUCAAAUACAACAAAUUCAUAAGGAAACAUCAUUAAGAAUCAGUGAAAAUUGUGGGAAAUCAGCCCAGCCUGAAAUGAUCCGUAGAAUAACCUUACCCAAUUUCAAACCGAUUAUUUAUCUCAAGGAACCUUCAUUGACUGAUGAUAAUAUUGGGUUUAAGACUUGGGGUGCGUCAUUCAUAUUAGCCAAUCGAUUGAUUAAUAAACAAACCCAUGAUGGAUAUCUUGUAAAUAAUGUGUUGGAGUUGGGAUCAGGUACGGGGUUGGUAGGUAUGAUUUGUGCGUUGUUGGGGUUUGAUACUUGGUUAACUGAUUUGAAUGAAAUUGUCCCAAAUUUACAAGAUAAUGUAAAUCUUAAUAAUCUUGAUGCUAAAGUUAAAGUUGAUGAAUUAAAUUGGUGUGAUCCAGCUUCAUUUAAGAAUAAGUUUGGGAAAGAAUUCACUUUCGAAACUAUAGUUGUAAGUGAUCCUAUUUAUUCACCUCAACAUCCAUAUUGGUUGGUGGAUAUGAUUGAAACAUUUACAUCUCUGAAAUCAAAUGCUCGAGUCUUGAUUCAAAUUCCGUUACGUCCCAAAUUUGAAGCUGAAAGACAAUUAUUAUGGACAUUAAUGGAUAAUCGAUUUAAAGUUAUUGAAGAAGAAAUUGAACCUGGAUUUGAUGAUUAUGGUGAAAUGAAAUUUUUAUUUAAAUUGUAUAUUAGAAAGUAAUGGCCAUACACAUAAAGUCAUAUAUAUGUCUAUAAAAA
Molecule: messenger RNA, 1412 nt
Organism: Scheffersomyces coipomensis
Lineage: Eukaryota; Fungi; Ascomycota; Pichiomycetes; Serinales; Debaryomycetaceae
Product: S-adenosylmethionine-dependent methyltransferase
Exons: 1
Coding region: 160-1374 (404 amino acids)
Source: RefSeq, a predicted model, not a curated record